Molecule: messenger RNA, 1032 nt
Organism: Bursaphelenchus xylophilus (pine wood nematode)
Lineage: Eukaryota; Metazoa; Nematoda; Chromadorea; Rhabditida; Aphelenchoididae
Source: the annotation of a GenBank genome assembly
AUGUCGAUUGAAGCCAUGCACGAGCGUAUCAUCGAAGACUACGCCAACAUCGAGGACGUGCAAAUCGCGUAUCAACGGUACGGGCACGGACCCAACUUCUUGCUGGGGAUUUGCGGGGGCGUCGGCUGUUACAAAAAGGACUUUCCGGAGCAUGUCUUGCGGUCUUUCGACCCGAAUUAUUACACGAUCGUGUCGUUGGACCCGCCGGGGUAUGGGAACAGCCGACCGCCGGCCAGGAACCAAGAGGUAAACCGAUGCAAGAAGGACGCCAAAUACUGCGUGGGGUUGAUGCAGGUAAGUUGUAACAAAACCUUUUGGAUAGCCGCAAGAGGCUACCGGCCCAAAAAAAAACUACAAAAAACUUUUAUUUAGCAUCUCAACCUCACGCCCUUCUGUGUGAUGGGAUGGAGCGAAGGCGCACGAACGUCAAUCCAUGUGGCUCAUCAAGGGAAACACCUGGUCGACCGCGUCAUUCUCAUGGCCGUCACAACCCGCGUGGAUCCGCGAAUUGACAGCGCAUUCCUAGGGACCCGAAACACUGAUCAAUGGCUACCAGAGACCCUGGAACCCUACAUCCGGCAUUAUCCAGAAGAAUUUGUGCGUGAGGAAUGGGCUGCAAUUUGCGACGUGGUUCACAAGUAUGCGAAUAUUUUGCGUAGCCUACUUUUUUUAGAGUAUUUGAAAACUUUGGAGGACGUUUUCCGUCCGAUCUCAUCUUACACACGCUUAAGCAGCCAAUCUUGAACAUUUACGGCGGAUUGGAUCGGUUCAUUAUGGAUCAAAAGUAUUUGCAAGAAAAAGUUCCAACUAUACGGUAAGUCGGGCAAGUGCAGAAUAAAAAAAAAUGCGCUAACCUAAACAUUUUUCUCACUCUGACGCCCCUCUUUUUGCAUGGUGUUGACGCUUUUUUUCAGCACCGCCGUUCACGCCCAAGGCGGCCACGACUUCUACGUCAAAUAUCCCCGAUGGUUGGCGAUGAAAGUGACUCAAUUCUUCAAGGAAACGUCUCAACAAUUCAAGCCGUCAUUGUAA